AUGUCAGGUUCAUUCUGGAAAUUUGGCCAGGAUUACUCUUCCGAGUCAUCUGUCUCUAGGAUUCUAAAUAGAGCCUUUAUAAAGAUUCAUAAAGAUGGUGAUGAUAAUGAGUCCAUUACUAGUCAACAGGUGACGAAAGCAACUAGUGAGACUGGUAGUAAUGUUUACUCCGAAAGUUCUGAUAUUGAUCUUGAACAGGAUAGCGAGAAAGAGAAUGAUACUACUAUUGUGAAGUUACCUGAUCAAGAGGAAGAAUAUGAAAAUUAUAAACCCAACUUAGACGUUAUCGAUGAAUUAUUGGAUGACGAAGAAAUGUAUACGGAGCUGAUGUGUUCAAAUUUUCAACUGUUAAUAUAUUUGAAAUACCCUCAGGUAUUGGAUAAACUGAUAGAUUAUGUCAUUACAGAACAUAAAAGAAGCCAGACAAACAUGUCAUCGACUAGCGAUGAUAGUAAUGAUGACAAUAAUAACAAUGAUAAAAAGACAGAAGUGUUCAAAACAGAUGAGCAGCAAAAACAAGAAGAAGAAGACGAACGAGAAAAUGGGGAAGAAACUGAAGAGGAUGCUGUUAUCAGAAGGGCAAACAUGGCUGCAGAAAUUUUGUCUGCUGACGUAUGGCAAAUAUCUACUGCCCUUACUGAAAGAUCAGAAAUAUUAGAUAAGCUAUGGUCUGUUGUAAAGAAAGAUGAACCAAUAUCUACUGAUAUAUCGACUUAUUUCAUGAAAAUCAAUGAACGUUUAUUGGACACAGAUAUGACUUCGAUGAUCAAUUUCAUUAAAAACCAACAAAUUUUAGUCGACAAAUGUCUGUUACAUAUCGCCAAUCCUCCUUUGAUGGACUUCUUACUAAAACUUAUAUCGACGGAUAAACCAGAUGAGCCAAAUGGCGUAUUACAUAAGUUGAAACAAGAAGAAUUUAUACCGAAAUUGUUAAAAAAAUUAGGACCUGAAUGUGAUGCAACUACACAAUGUGCAGCAGCAGAUUUUCUAAAAGCGUUUAUUGCUAUCAGUGGAAAUUGUAUAGAUGAAGUUGCUUCUGGUAUUGGUCCAAAUGAACUAACCAGGGAGCUUGCGUCACACAAAGUAAUGAGUGAAUUGAUUGCUAAUAUGUUAAAAGGUGGAACAUGCUUGAGUAACGGUGUUGGAAUCAUAAUUGAAUUAAUCAGAAAAAAUAAUUCUGACUAUGAUUAUGUUCAAGUUAUGCAUACAACGUUGGAAACACAUCCACCUAAUGAUCGUGAUCCUAUAUAUCUAGGUCAUAUGCUAAAACUUUUUGCUGAAAACAUACACGCAUUCAACGACAUAUUAGUAGAAACAACAACGCCCAUAUUAGAUACCUCCUUUGGAAGAAUUGAACCUGUAGGUUUUGAAAGAUUUAAGAUCUGUGAAUUGGUCGCGGAAUUAUUACAUUGUUCGAAUAUGAGCUUGCUAAAUGAAAAGAAGGCUCCACAAAUCAUAGAGGAGCGUGAUCACGCAAGAGAAAUCUUAUUAAAGAAACAAUUGGAAGAGGCAGCUUCACCAGACGGUGAAGAAAUGACUUCCCAACUCAACUCGUUGCAACUCAACAGUAGCCAACCAAUGGACCAAGAUGACGUCACACAGGAAACUAUCGAAGAAUCUGAUGUUAUUGACGAUUCAGAUGAGGCUAUGAAAGACUUAAGGGAAACUCCUGUCGUUGGUGACAGGUUGAAAAUUGCAUUAUCCGAUACACAAAUUAUUACUACCAUUCUUGAGAUGUUAUUCCAUUUUAAAUGGAAUAAUUUCUUACAUAAUGUCGUAUUUGAUAUCAUUCAACAGGUAUUUAAUGGUCCACUAAAAAUAUCAUUCAACAAAUUCUUAAUAAGAGACUUAUUGGUCAACGCGGAGAUUACAAAAUUAAUCAUAAAUGGUGAUCUUGAUAGUAAUACACAAGAAGAAGAGAACCACCUCAGAUUGGGUUAUAUGGGUCACCUAACAUUAGUUGCCGAGGAAAUAGUAAAAUUUUCGAUAUAUCUCGAUGAGUUAAAAUUAACGUUUGUGACUCCUGUCAUUGCCGAAUCUCUUGCAGAUGAACAAUGGAAAGAAUAUGUGAAUACCACUUUAAUGACUACAAGAGAAAAAUAUGAUAUGGUCUUAGGUGAGGUGGUUGAUGAAAAUGGUGAAAUCAUUAACGAUAUGGAUAACGUCGAUGAAAAUGAAUAUGACCAACCUGACGAAAAUCUUGAUGAACAUAUUGAAAACGAAAAUGCUGGGAACCUAGAUGAAAAUAUAAAUAAUGAUGAAGAACACGAUGAUAUAGACAUAGAGGCAGAUGAUUCGUUCGAAGAUAUGUAUGAAGCUGAAGAAGAAGAUAAAAAAUUAGACGAUGUUACAGGUGAUAAUGAGGAUAGUCGCUUUGACAAGUACAUGUCUGAUGAACUUGGGCGUACAACUAGUACAGGUAGUGCUAAAAGAACUAAAGAAGAUCAUGGGCCUGAAUACCUCGAUGUAGAAACCAACAACAACAAUGUCGAUGGCAACAAAUCAGACUCAAAAUCGUUUUUAAUAAAUGGACUACGGAAACGUUCUCAUCCAGCGUCUCCAGAAUUACAUGACGAAGAUAUAUUCCAACAACAAUACAACCCAGCAUAUAGAAAGAGUAAUAGCGAUGACGAGGAUUAUGACCACAGUGGAAAUUCUAGCAAUAGCAGUAGUGAUAGUAACAAUAGCAGUGCUAGCAGUAGUAGUGAUAGUUCUAACAGUAAUAACAAUAGUGGUAACAACAGUACCAACAAUAGCGAUAACGAGGAAGAAACUGUGGAAUCUAAAAAUAAUGAUUUACACCGUGUAGCAAACGUUGCUUAUUCGCAAGUAUUGUCUCCAUUCGAAGAUGACGAACUCAGCGACGACAGCGAUGCCGAACUCGAAGAAAACCUUGAUGAUGAAUACGCGUACAACAGCAACGAUGAAGACGAUGACGAAGACGAAGACGUUAAUGAUGACUACGAGGCAUAUUCCUUAUGCCGGUCUACAAGUAAAGAGAAUGUAUUAUGGAACGAUGAUGAUUCCACGAAAGCCUCUGAAAGGCGAUGA
Molecule: messenger RNA, 3051 nt
Organism: Maudiozyma saulgeensis
Lineage: Eukaryota; Fungi; Ascomycota; Saccharomycetes; Saccharomycetales; Saccharomycetaceae
Source: the annotation of a GenBank genome assembly